Tribolium castaneum (red flour beetle) is the source of this 1117-nucleotide messenger RNA. It is a transcript of the gene Dera, whose product is annotated as Deoxyribose-phosphate aldolase. Gene Ontology annotation, cellular component: cytoplasm. Gene Ontology annotation, biological process: deoxyribonucleotide catabolic process; carbohydrate catabolic process. Lineage: Eukaryota; Metazoa; Arthropoda; Insecta; Coleoptera; Tenebrionidae. The transcript is spliced from 6 exons. Gene Ontology annotation, molecular function: deoxyribose-phosphate aldolase activity. The record is from RefSeq and is a predicted model, not a curated record. Bases 131 to 1105 code for a protein of 324 amino acids.
UUAAAAGCAUACGAGUUUUGUUUUUUUUGCACAUGAUUUUAUACCAAGGUGCGACCACGGUAUUAUUGUUUUUAUCAGUACAGAUAUUUUUAUCAGUUUUCUUGUUAUUAUCCAUUGAAAACGUUCAGAAAUGUUAGAAAGAAACCCAGGUUGCGAAUUAGAUUUGGGAUGGCUAAACAGUGUGAACAUAAAUCUAAACGCUGUAAAUACAGCUGUUGAAGAUAUUCUGAAUUCCCGAGACCUGAAAAACGAUUACAGAACAGCUUGGUUGCUCAAAGCUGUGACUUGCAUCGACUUGACCACACUAGGGGGCGAUGACACACCGAGUAAUGUCUCACGAUUGUGUUACAAAGCCGCCAAACCUUUACCUGAAGACUUACUAAACCAGUUAGGUUUUGAUUAUAGACCUGAUUGUCCGAUUAGAACGGCAGCAGUCUGUGUUUAUCCUUCCAGAGUCGAAGAUGCUGUUAAAACUUUGAAAAAGUUAAAACUCAAUGAUAAAAUUAAUGUGGCUUCUGUUGCAACCGGUUUUCCCAGCGGCCAAAUGCCACUAAAGACAAGAGUUGAGGAAAUCAAAUACGCUGUAGAAAAAGGGGCCACUGAGAUUGAUAUUGUGAUUGAUAGAAGUUUAGUUUUGACUGGUCAAUGGGAGGUUUUAUAUCAGGAAAUCCAGCAGAUGAAGGAAGCUUGUGGUUCCACUGCACACAUGAAGACUAUUUUGGCCACUGGUGAAUUGGCAACGCUGAAUAAUGUCUAUAAGGCGUCACUGGUUGCUAUGAUGGCAGGUUCUGAUUUUAUCAAAACCUCCACUGGAAAGGAAAGUAUUAAUGCUACUUUACCUUUUGGUCUUGUUAUGAGUAGAGCCAUUCGGGAAUACUACGAAAAAUUUAAUUACAAGGUUGGUUUAAAACCUGCGGGGGGAAUUAGGACAGGUAGAGACGCGAUUUCUUGGUUGAUAAUGGUAAAAGAGGUAUUAGGAAAUGAUUGGCUUACAAACAAAUUGUUUCGUUUUGGAGCUUCUGGGCUUUUGUCUGAUAUUGAGCACAACCUUUAUGGAAAUAUUACAAAAUCUUAUCCCGCCCCUUAUGAAUUUACAAUGGGAUGAUUUCAUAGUAUA